This is a messenger RNA of Blepharisma stoltei, 1155 nucleotides long. The record is from the annotation of a GenBank genome assembly. Lineage: Eukaryota; Ciliophora; Heterotrichea; Heterotrichida; Blepharismidae.
AUGAAUCCAACACAAGUUCUAUCAGGGUGAAUUAUUGAUUUAUCAGAAGGCAGAACCUUAAAAAACUCAGCAUGCAAAGAGCUAAUAAAUGAAGCUUUUGAGCCAUUAAACAAAACUGGAUAUUUAGAAAAGCUUGACCAAUUUUAUAACACAAUUCGAAAUUUAUCAUAUAAAAACAAUGAGCCAGUUUACGACCUAAAGCUUCUUGAGCAUUUGCUCUUGAUUCUGGACUAUUGCUUUAUUGAUUCAUACAAAAUCUGAGCAAGCCAUUUUGAAGAAUUUUUGCAAAAAGGGUCGUUGUCCACUGAGUCAUAUACACCAGACUGGAAAAACAAUAUUUUGAAUAAUGACUCAGAGAAUUUUGAGAAAAUUCCAGUAAAACAAUCAAUUCUAAAGCCUGGAGAUCGAUACUUGCUAGGAAAAUCAACUCUAGUAAUCACAGAAAUAAAAGCAAAUGGCAAUCUAUGCUUAGAGUGAAAAUCUGUGCAUCAAAGCAGCUUUCACAAAAUAAACGAUUAUGAUAAAAUACUAAUGAUUGGAAGAGGCAGGAGUUGCUAUUUUUAAUUUAAUAUUCAUUAAAAUGGCAACACUGCCAGCUUGCCCUCUUGGUGUAGCAUUCCAGACCUUAUUGCUAUGGCAACUUUACGUACUCCGAGCUGAGAAUCAAGCGCAGCCUGCUUUCCUGUUGUUGGAAAUGGAGGUGUCCAGAAAUUUCAUUUGGAUCUGAGGAUCAUGACAUUCCUCUAUCGAGAAACUUGGGGGCCCAUGCCAUAGCGAAAUAGUUUUUUUCCUGUAGCAGUUCGCCAGAUAGACUCGAAGGAGUUGAUCCUUGGAAUUGAACUACUGCAAUCGCCCAUAGCAGAGCGCAGAAAUUCAUAAGCACUCAAGACUGAAGAUGCAAGGGGAGACAAAAAGUGCCGGAAGUGGCAUCCACAGCGGGAAAGACACCGGUUUUAGUCGAAAAGCUGUUUACCUCCCGUACGGGAAGUUUUUGGUGGCACGUCACCAAUAUGGCUAACCCCUAAUCUCACCUGCUAUUUUCAAUUUAACACAGACUACCAUAUGUCAAUGCAUCAUGCAUGAAUACACAAAAAGAAUGGAUUUUGAAAAAUAUCAGAUAAUGGCUCCAGAAAUGGUGUUUGAAAAUUGAUUUAA